This is a messenger RNA of Cydia pomonella (codling moth), 2252 nucleotides long. RefSeq names its product nuclear nucleic acid-binding protein C1D-like. The record is from RefSeq and is a predicted model, not a curated record. Gene Ontology annotation, molecular function: DNA binding; RNA binding. The transcript has a single exon. Lineage: Eukaryota; Metazoa; Arthropoda; Insecta; Lepidoptera; Tortricidae. The coding region runs from base 138 to 563 and encodes 141 amino acids. Gene Ontology annotation, biological process: maturation of 5.8S rRNA; regulation of gene expression. Gene Ontology annotation, cellular component: nucleolus; exosome (RNase complex).
AUAUGGCGGUCUAUGCUAUUGCUAUCGUUGGGUCAGGGUCGUAGGUUAUAAAUAAAACGUGUGCCGAUCUUUCUAAUUAAUCAAAGCCGAUUACUACACGUAUAAAAAGAUAAUCUGUCUGCAGUCAAACAAUCACAAUGAAUUGGGAUCUGGAGUACGGAGAGUUAUCGAAGGAUAAAGACUUUGUUAACAACUGUGAAGACCUCAAGCAAAAUUUGAUAGAAGUGCAGGGAGUUUUGGAUCAACUGCUACCGCUAAAAGAACAUUAUGACAAGCUGACCUUGCCUGCACAGAUUGAGCUGGAUUUAUUCCUUGCCUUCACACUAAAUUCUCUUCAUUGGAUUCAUUUGAGAAUACAAGGCGUCGAUCCAACGAAACAUCCAAUCAGAGACGAGCUACAAAGAAUUAAAGCUACAAUGGUUAAAUGGCAGGAAAUAAAAGAUCGGGAUAAACGACCAACUGUGGACAUUGAAGCGGCUAAAAGGUUUGUUAGAAGCGGUCUCUAUGACCCUUAUAGAGCAACAGGGCUGCCACCUAAUAAAAAGAUAAAAUUCGAUGAUUAAAUUCUUUCAGUUGUAAGUAGGCACCUAAUAUGUAAGACUGAGUGUUGAUUAUUGGAUUAUAAAUCUAGUUCUAAGGUUCUGAUGAUAAUGGUUAUUUAAUUUUUAAUUAUAGGGAAUGCACUUUAAUGUCAUAUGAAUAAAUUCAUCAACCAAUUUUACUCUGUUGUUUUGCGUUUAUUUUUUGUUAUAUUAUGGCAUUUUUGUGGUAUGAGAAAGAUGGCUUUUAGUUAUGAGUGAUAUUACUAAAAUAUGUUAUUCAAUACUUACCAUCAUUUCUGUAAAUGUGUAAUUUUUUGUGAAUAUGAAUGCUAUUUAAGUUGAAUGUAAGGCAGUUCAUAGUGUGCUCAUAUUGAUGUGGUUUCUGGACGCACCAGGCACCAGUGCUAUUGCAUGUCUAUAUUAACACAUUCAUUGCCAGCAACCCGCCAGACGGGCGCUCAGUCCGUAGUCGCUUUUCGCUACAUACGCAUUUUCCCAUGUUAUCGGCUACGCUCGUAGCGCGUAGCAUGCGCUGGCACUGAAUGUGUUAAUAUUCAACUCUGCAGAAUCUAUGUAUAUGGAAAUCACAUUGGUAUGAUAAGUGCCUUAUAUAGUGGUUUAUUAAGUUAAGUUAAAAAUAGUGGUUUAUAAUUAUGAAAGGCAAAUACCUUCUCAAUUGAUGACAUCAAUGAAGUUCUAUGACAAAAUAUUGUAAUUUUUUUAGUUGUUUACAGUCUCUCAGUUAUAACAUACAUGAUACUAAGUAAUUUAUAUCAUAGUAAUAAACUCAUGAUAAUGUUAUAAUUUACUGUACAUAAUUAUCAUAAUUAAUGUUAUUGUUUGACAUGUGUAUAGUCCCUAAAUGUGUUGAUUUUUAGGAAAAAGAAGCACUAUCCAUUGUCAAUAAAGGUGAUUUUGUUGCCUAAAAAUAAACACAAAUCCUACCUAAAAAUAUUAUUUAUUAUUAUUAUUGUAUGUUUUCUGUAAAAAAAAUAAGAGCAACUUUGAUCUGAUGAUAAUAUAAGAAAGUCACUCAGUGGAUUCACUAAAUCUGAAUACUCUGUUAAAGCUUGACCAGAAAUAUAUGAUCAUUGUCAAGAGGGUGCUGAGGUCCUACCGCGAACCACGUUUGACGUGUUGCCUCUCUGUCGCACUUGUAAAUUCGUACGUAAGUGUGACAGGAAGGCAACACGUCGAACGCGGUUCGCGGUAGGCUCUGUUAUCCUCAUGUAUAGGGUGACAGUUCGGUUUAGUAUGAAAUAUUUAGUUCCAAUGAAAUUCCGCAAUAUGGCGCAUGAUCGUAUAUUACUGGUUAGGUUCUAACUCUGUAUGCCUGUCAGUAUCAGACAAGAUAAUAGUAUUUAUAUUCAAUUCAUACAAAAAUGUUAUUUGACACCACCUUUACUGUUAUGAUUAACUUUGAUAUUUUAGCUUUCACACUUGUUUGCCUACAUCAGACCACUUAGCAUGACUUGCGUUGUUGCACGCGAUUCCAUAAGUGAAAUGCGACUUGUGUCAGCAAGUCAUACUUAGAGGUCAGGAGUCUCCUUCGAGAAUACAGCUAGUGAAAAACAACAUUGUGUUCUCUCUCUAUCAAGUAUUACUUUACUAGCAGCAAUGUUAUGUACGAUUUAUUUACAACACAAUGUUUAUUGUUCACCCUUUUAGUUUAAAAUUAUUGCAAUAAAACAUGGUUUUAUACUGAAAGAA